Penicillium soppii is the source of this 1206-nucleotide messenger RNA. Its product is annotated as DUF453 domain protein. Bases 1 to 1206 code for a protein of 401 amino acids. The transcript has a single exon. Lineage: Eukaryota; Fungi; Ascomycota; Eurotiomycetes; Eurotiales; Aspergillaceae. The record is from RefSeq and is a predicted model, not a curated record.
AUGUCCAAACAAUCGCUAUUCUAUCUACCCAGGUUCACACAGACCAAAUUCUCGUCGGGUGGCCGUCGGUUUCUCCAAACCAAAAAGCAGAACUCCCUGCCAGCAGCAUACUACCGCGGCGGCACUUCUCGCGCAGUGUUCUUCAAACAGGAGGACCUCCCAAAAGAUAGAAAAGAUUGGGCUGCUAUAUUCCGCAGUGUAAUCGGCAGUCCAGACCCUUAUGGGCGACAACUCGACGGGCUAGGAGGCGGCCUUUCCAGUCUAUCCAAGGUCUGCGUGGUAGGCUCAUCCACACACCGUGAUGCCGACGUCGAUUAUACAUUUAUCUCACUGGGCAUCAAGAACAGAGAUGUCGACUAUUCUAGUAACUGUGGAAAUAUGAGCUCAGCCGUUGGCCCCUUUGCCGUCGAUAUGCAGCUGUUCCCCUUGAAAAAUGUCGAUUCAGCCUUGAUUCGCAUCCACAACACCAAUACCGGCAAAAUCAUACAUUCGUCAUUCCCAGUAGUCGACAGUGAAGCUGCGUCUAGUGGCGACUUUACCAUCGAUGGAGUCGCUGGCACAGCUGCCCGCGUCCAACUGGAUUUUAUCAAUCCCGCUGGCUCGGUCACGGGGAAGCUAUUGCCCACAGGAAAUGCCAUGGAUGCCUUCGACGGAAUGAAAGCCACAUGCAUCGAUGUUGGAAAUCCGUGUGUAUUCGUCCAGGCCCAUAGUCUUGGCGUCCAGGGUAAUCUGACGCCUGACGAAAUCACUACUCACCCUGGUUUGCUUGAGCGUUUGGAUUCUAUUCGCCGCCAGGCAGGCAUCAAGAUGGGCAUUGCAAAUGAGCCCGAUGCUGUUCCUGGUAGUGUGCCUAAGAUUUGUAUUGUGGCUUCGCCUUCUACUGAUGCGCGAGAUGUGGAGCAGAAGCAGACGUCUGCGCAUGUUGAUCUUCUUGUGCGGGCACUUUCCGUGGGACAGCCUCAUAAGGCUGUUCCUAUUACUGUUGCUUUGGCUCUUGCUGCUGCUGCUCGUGUGUCUGGGAGUACAGUUGCUGGUGUUGUGAAUCAAGAGCAGGUUGAUAGUGCUGGGAUUACAAUUGGCCAUGCGAGCGGGAAUCUCAUGGUUGGUGCUAAAUUUUGUGCCGAUGGAGCUUUGAAAUCUGCUACUGUGUUUCGUACUGCUCGCCGUUUGUUCGAGGGGCGCAUUUUCUGGAAGAAUGAUGCCUAA